CAGGCUGGGGAGCUGGACACUGAGGAGACAUGAAGCGCUGUGGGACAGACAUGGACUGGAUGUGGACACUUCUGACUCUGGUCCUGAGCCUCCAGCCCUGUCCCGGGGCCCCCUCCUCCUUCGACCCCCUCCCGGGCUCCGCGCCCUCCGCGCCGCUCCACAGACACAGAACCAGGAACUGGUGCGCGUUCGUGGUGCAGCGGAACGUGAGCUGCACCGUGCAGGGGCGCGUGGAGAGCUUCCAGGAGCCCGUGGUGGCCGCGUGCCCGCCCUACCAGCACGACUGUCUGCAGCAAGUGACAUACAAAACUCGGUUUCGACCCACGUACAAGACUGCCUACAAGACCGUGACAGAGCUGGAGUGGAGAUGCUGUCCUGGUUUCCAGGGACCGUCAUGUCAAAACCUCAAACCGUCUGCAGAUGGACAAACGGUGGCGGGAUCACAGCCCUUCCUUCCAUCGGGUCACGGAUAUACAACCAGACACAUUCAGAGGCCGGAGCGCAGAGAGACGGCACACCAUGAGACCAGACACGGCGGGACGGAUAAAGUGCAGCUUCUGGAAGGCGAAGUUCGGCGUCUCUCGCAGACGGUCCUGGAUCUCCAGUCGGCAUUGACGGGGUUGACGACCACCCUCCGCACAGAUCUGCAAGACGACACAAAGAACAUGCUGGUGACUCUUCUGAACAACAUGCGCCCCCCUGACGGGGCCACGGCGGCAGGAACAGAGGAUACUCCAGCAGUGCUAGACGGUCAUCAAGCAACCAGAGGAGGGAUUGCAGGAGAGAAGGCCCUGGAAAAGGUCAUCGCCCGGAUGGAUGAUAUCAGUAAUGCCUUGAAAAGCAAAGAUGAAGCUCUGGAGGACUUGAGGGGGAUUGCAACAAAUCACGAGGGGCAGAUCCGUGUCCUGAUGGACGCCUCUCAGGCUCAGACUCUGGCCGUUGCAGAUUUCGAGGCCAUGCAGAGUUACAUUGAUGGAAAAUUUGAGAAACUGAAGAAAGAGCUGGACCUGAAAGUGGAGGAGGAAGUGGCCAAAGUCCAGAGCUCAUGGAGAGACAAAAUCCAGGCGGUGCAGAAGACCUGUGAAGACAGCGAUGAUCAAGUUGUGCUCAGAAUGACCAAGGUACUGGAAACCAAAGAGGCUGAGCUGAGAAAGGAGAUCCGGGCACUGCGCUUGGACAUGGCUGCUUCAGACGGACCUGUUCGAACGCAGAGGCAGACAGAUCCGCCCCAAGAGGCCAAAGAGCACAGCGACCACAAGGACCUGUGGCGAGAGAUCGACCGCAUCGCAGAGGCUCACCGCAUCCUCAACGUCCGCAUAGACAAUGAGCUGGCUCACCUCUCCGCGCCUCAGGAAGCCAGCGACGUUGGAGUGUGGAUUGAGGAGUUGGAGGCUCGUAUAAAUAUCACAGAACAAAAUGCAGAAACACACUGUUUCUACAUCGAAGAGAAGCUGACUAAAACAAUUUCAGAGGAAGUGGCAAAACUUCAGAAACUUCUAGAAGGACGGUUGAAUGGCAUGGAGGAGCAGUUCACAAGCGUGCUGGCAGAAAUGAGCAACAGCUCCUUCCUGAGCAUGCUGGGAGACUCUGUGGAUGUCAGUAGCCAGAGUCUGGAGGACAAGGUCCGUGCUCUUGAAGAGAUGUGCUCCGUGGGAUGUUCAAAGUCUGGAAUUACUGCAGGUGGAGAAAGUUCAGCUCCCGCAACAUACGGGUCAGGAAACACUUUGAAGGACGUGAAGCAGCACCAGAGUGACUUGAACGUUCUGAGCACAGAUGUCAGGUUCAACACGGACAAGCUGAGGCAGCUGGACGAUCACGUCCAAAGAUUUGAGACACGUGUGAAGACAAUGGAGCAUUUUCAGAAAGGACUGAUCAAUCUCCAAGAGAAUGUGCUUGGUCUUGCUGGAACUGUGAGCUGGAUCAAUGGUUCCCUGAACAGAUACAGGCAGGACAUGCAUCAAAUUAGCUCAACAUGCUGCAGUGCAAACCAGGGCGGCUCUGAAAGCCACCGGCAGAACAGCUGGGCUUCAGGUGGAUCCACCAACCACCAGGUGGAGGAGCUGAAGUCGAGACUGGACAGCCUCAGUCGGCAGAUGUCCUCUGAGCUGCAGCGCUGCACACAGGGCACUCUGGGCGUGUCUGCCAUAGAUGGACGUGUAAGCAAACUGGAACAGGUGUGUGGAAGGUUAGAUAUGAUCUUGGGGAACAUCAGAGACCUGAAAGACGGACUGGAGAGGCACGUCAGCAGUCUGUGGCACUCUAUCGGUAGGAUGAACAACACCAGCAAGGCGAACGGCGCAGACCUGGCGAAUCUGCAGAACUCCCUACAGAGGCUUCAGACACAGCUGUCUGCCAUGGCCAGACAUGUCUUGAAGGACGUGGCUGCUAAAGAGCCAGGAAUGACCUUGAGACCAGAGAGGCCGGCCUCUGUGCCAGAUCCAGCUCAGACCAGGCCCAGAAUCCCACAAAUCCACAUCCCUUUCAUCAUCCCUCCCCGGCCGGCCAGCCCCAGGCAGCCGGCCAGCCCCGGCCUGCCCAACACGCACACGCCAGUCCAGCCUGGCAACCCCGCUCUGCCUGGCGUUCCCAUCAGGCCCGUGGUGGAGAAGGGCGAGGCCGGGCCCCCGGGGUACGUCCGCAGGGUGACGGUGCGCCGGGGCUCCGAGCACUCGUCCAGAGAGCCUUUGACGGGAUUUGCUGGAGCGCCAGCGCCUGCAGAAGUGAAGGGUGCCUGGACCGCCAUCCAUCACGCAGCAGGGGACUCUCCAGGUUCAGUGGACAGUCCAGAGCAGUACUCCUUCUCUGCCGGCCUCACACAGCAGCCGUUCACCGGGGACUUCGGCAUCAUUCGCUUUAACAGGAUCCUGCUGAACGACGGGGGGCACUACAGCCCCCACACAGGGACGUUCACUGUGCCGGUGGACGGCCGGUACCUGAUCUCCGGCGUGCUGACGGCCCGGCAGGGAGACCACGUGGACGCCGUGCUGUCCGUGUCCAACCGCAGCGUCCAGAGGCUGCGCAGCCCCGGGGGGCCGGCGGGGCCGCAGUGUGGCUGCGGGGACACCGUGUCCUUCAGCCUGGUCCUGCCCCUCAGGAAAGGAGAUCGGGUGGGACUGGUGCGGACCGGAGGACAGCUGGCCACCACCGAGGCCCGAGAGAUCCUGUCCACCUUCAGCGCCGUCCUGCUCUACGCCCCGCGGGCCAGCAGAUAGCCACCGGGACAGGAGGGACAAUGGACAAUGUGGCGUCCUCGCCACCAAACACUACCACCUGGACGGUCGUAAUAUAUUUGAUCUUUACUCAGAACUUUUGUCAAUGUUGUGUAAAAGUGUAAAUGAACUUCAGAGUAAUCCACCACUGUGCUUUAGACCAGACCUGGACCCCGAGGGACCCGCUGGAGGCCCCUGACCGGGUCCACAAACACCAAUAAAAGGAACGUGAGACUACAUAAUGUGUGCAGUAUUGCCUCAACUUUAUUCUGAAGAGAGUAGGCUUAUUUUGAAAUCCGUCUUCACUGUGCUGCAACACAAGAGAGAAAACAGAACUGCCGACGUCCUCCGACCUGCUGCUGAGCAGCCGCACGUCCACCUGUCCUCAUGUCCCCACAUCCACACGUCCUCAUGUCUUCAUGUCCCCACAUGCACACGUCCUCAUGUCCCAAUGUCCUCAUAUCCCAGCAUCAUAUCCUGUCUACAUGUCAAUUCCUCCACGUUUCCAGGUCGUCUGCAGUGG
Messenger RNA from Salarias fasciatus (jewelled blenny), 3732 nucleotides. Its product is annotated as EMILIN-2-like. Gene Ontology annotation, molecular function: protein binding. The transcript is spliced from 8 exons. The record is from RefSeq and is a predicted model, not a curated record. NCBI's taxonomy places the organism in Eukaryota, Metazoa, Chordata, Actinopteri, Blenniiformes, Blenniidae. Bases 30 to 3212 code for a protein of 1060 amino acids.